Argiope bruennichi is the source of this 3576-nucleotide messenger RNA. RefSeq lists its product as uncharacterized. The coding region runs from base 1 to 3576 and encodes 1191 amino acids. The transcript has a single exon. Lineage: Eukaryota; Metazoa; Arthropoda; Arachnida; Araneae; Araneidae. The record is from RefSeq and is a predicted model, not a curated record.
AUGCCACUGGGACAAAACUUUGAAAACUUCCAAACAGCAGCAUCAGAUGCAACUAGAAUUCUCAUAAGAAAUAUCAAUACCGAGUGGCAGAGAUUGGAAAAACACAAACAGCUUUUAGAUGCGAAAGAGGAAGAAAGGACUUCGUGCCAAGAGCAUCUACGACAUUUGCAUGAAAAUAAAAGUAUGAUUGAAAAACAACUGAUAUCGGCGGAAAGAAGAACACAGUCUCUGAAAAAUUCACAUAGUGAAUUAAAGCGAAGCCUUAAUAAUAUUCGAAGACAAGAGGAUAAAGCCUCAAGAAAUUUCAAUUCAGAGAAACAAAUGUUAAGCGAAAAACUUGCAUACUACCAAGCGAAAUGGCGAGAGCGCUAUGAAUCACGUUAUGCAAAUAAACCUUUAAUUCAAGAAUAUGAAAAGGCAAAAAAUGCUUUAGCGGAUAAAAGGGAAGAACUAAAGAUUUUGAAAUCAGCUCUUCACGGAUGUAAAGCUGAUAUUUUCAAAGCCAAGUGUGAGAGAGGUAAAAGAAAUGUGGAAGAAAGUGGGUUUUAUCCUUUGGAGUCUUUUAUAAUUCGCAUAGCCAGCAUAGGAGCUGAAGUGAAGAAGUUAGAAACCGAAGAAAGUCAUUUAUUGAACAAUAUUAGGAUUUUGCAGCGAGAAAUUAGUAACAAAGAGAAAUUGGCACAGUUGAAAACACAAAAUGCCAAGGAAGUUGAAAAGACAAAGACAACGACUGGACUUGAGAAAAUCAAGGAAAGCAUCUUCUUUAAAAAAGCAUCGGAGGAAUCUAUAAAAAGAAAAGAAAUGUCGGAUAAUUCUUAUUCUAUUCCUCAAAAGAUAAUACGGACGAAAGAAGAUUCCUUGUUAAAUAAGUAUAGUAUCAAACAAACUAAGGCAAUUCAUGGUGUUGUAGCACAAACGCCGAUGAGACAGAAAGGAAGUGAAGACUUUAAGGGAGGUAUUCAAGAAGAAAGAAUCAGAAAUCGUAUCGAGAAACUUAAGUUGUAUACUCCAACAUUCUUUUCACCUCCUGAUUUGUCAUCAAAGAAUAGCACUAAAGAUUCAACUUCGAAAGAAAUAAGACGACAAGAUAAUGAUUCAGUGAUUUCCGAAAAUUGCCAAACAUCGUUUGUUAAAAAUGCAAUUCAAAAUCAGAGUGCAGAUUUACAAAACGAAAAUUCAGACAAUACUCCAUCAAGAGCAUCAGAUAUCAAUGAAUCUCGAGCUCAGCUCCAGACACUGAAAAGUAAAACAAUACAUAGCAUUCAAAAAGUCAAUUCUGGACAACGCUAUGUAAAUUCUCAGAAGGAAACAGCUUUCCAAUCUAAAGAUUAUGUGUCACCUGCAUUGCAAACGUUUAAAGAGAAGAAUAAAAUAACCGAAACCAGAGUUCAUAAGCCAGGCAAAUUUUCAAAGCAUGAACAGUCAAUUAAAAGCAGUAUUACUCAAAGUUUUUCUGAUACAGGCGAAAAAGAAAUUCCCUUUAUUAAUGAAACUGAUUCAAUAAAAGCAUCUCGAGGACUUUCUACAAAUAGUGAGAAAGAAAUGGAAUUCGCCUUUGAAACUGCGUCAGACAUUCUGAAAAAGACGUCUGAAAGUUAUAAGAAGACAACAGGAUUUCAGAAAGAAAUUAAUUCGCCAAAAGUAUUAAGGGAAUUUUGUAAAAUCAGUGAUAAAGACCGAUCUAUUAACGAAACAAAAUCAGAGAAAAUUCAAAGAUUACACGUUAUAAGUGAAGAAAAUAAUUCGAAUGAAAUAAAUUUAACAACAUCUAGUGCUGUUUCUUUAACAAACAGAGGUAAGAUUGAAGCUUUUACUCAAAAGACUUUUUCAAGAGCACAGGAAGCAAGAAAGGCUGAAGAUUAUGAAACUUCAGCUUUGGAAAUUCUGACAAAAUAUCAAUCAUAUAGAAAUGCUCAGAAUAUGGAUAGUGAAAGAGAUCAGCAAUUCCGCUAUAAUGAGCUAGCAGAAGAUUCUCAAAUUCUAGAAAAUGUUGAUGAAAAAUUUACUUACAAGAGAGAUACAGGCAAACAUCAAAAUAUUCAGCUUUCUCAAAAGUGUAAAACUAGUUCAGUCCCUGCAAAAAUAUUACAAGAACAUACCGAUCAUAUGGACGAAGAAAUACAAGAUAUAAAUGAAGACUUAACAACCGUUUAUGAAAAUGGAAAGUCACUAUCUACGAAAUCAGACAUUAAUCACGAACCUAUGGAUACCGAUCAUUUUCAAGAUGCUGAGAUCUUAACUGAAGAUAAUGUUCUUGAUAAAAAAUAUAUGUCUGAGAAUACUGUCCAUCCAGAAUAUGAGAAUCUCAGCUAUGAUAAGAUUUCAGAAAAAACGAUUUCUGUAGAUGUGGAAGACAAUCAAUCUUCUUUGAAGAUUUCGAAUUCUUCUGCAGUUAUUAUGGAUAAGAGUGAAAAUGAGAUUCACGUAAGCAAUUCAGAGGAAGUUAAUCAGUUGAAAAAUAUUCUACCAACUUCUGAUAAGCACAAUGUCUCUUAUUCUCACCCAAAUGAAGCAUCACAAGAGAUUAGAGAUAAUCAGCCUAAAAAUGUACUUCCAGCUUCUUCUGUACUUGGUGUCUCCUAUCCUAUUACUCCACAAGACUUCGGAAAUGAUCGUGUAAAUAGUAUGCUAAACAAAGAUAGUGCAAAGAUUCAGGAUGCAGCAGGGACCAUUCUGAUGAAGCCCAGUGAAAAACUUGAUGAAGACAAUGAAAGAAACCUGCAUGAAGAAAUUGAACCACCGAAUCAUAUAAAUGAAUCACAGUUCGAAAAAUCGCAAUCAUCAUCUCAAUUGAAUGUUCAAGAGCCAGAAGGAAUUUCACCAAUGAUAUACCAGGAAGCACUAAGUUCUGCGAAUUCGUCAUUGGUUGAAAAUGGAACAUCCUUGAAUAAGGUAGUUGAAGCAGGAAUUCUUCCAUGUAGUAGCAAAUCCUCAGCGUCCAGCGAAAUGCAAUAUUACACGCCAAAAUCAACAGAUUUCUCAAGUAGGUUACUACCAAAUUUCCACUCACCUGCCAUUGACGAGACGAAGCCACUAACUCCCCAAGAAGCCAGGAAUGCACCUAGUCCGUUCGAUUUCGAAAAACACAUGAAGGUGUUAGGAGACCUUAAGAAAACACCUACUUUUAUGUACCAGACACGGCAAAUGUAUAAAAACGACAACGAUUCUCUACCAAAAGAACCGCAAUCCCAAGAACCAAAUGAAAUCGGAAAAGACCUAUUCAGCACCUUUAGUUUCUUUGAAGGUUCUAUGACAGGAAAAGAGACUAGCCCAAAGGCAAAAGAAAAUGAGAAAUCGAAAACCGAAGAUACGGGAUUUCUGUCUUUUGCUUUAGAAGAUUAUUUAGCAGAUUCACCAGCUUCGCCAGCAGAGGCUGGCAAAGAAAAGUCUAUGUUUUCGUUUUCAUCCGAUUCUCCAAAGGCUGGUGUUAAGUCACCUCCGGGUUUCUUUCCCUUAUUUGCUGCUGAUACACAGGAAACGUCUAAAGAAGCAAAAUCUGGUUUUGUUCUGAAUUUUGGUGGCAAUGAAAAGGUACAGUCUCCGGAGGAAGGAUCAUCUUUUAAAUUUCUUUUUUAA